GGAACAUUGUACAAUAAUGAUCCAACAGCAAUGAUAGCGCCAAUAAAUACAUUUAAAUCUGUAAGAAAUUCAAUGUUAAUCAAUGUGGAUGAAAAUAAUAUUCCACCACCACCCACCACCACCACAGCAGCAACAACAACAACAACGACAACGACGACUACUACAAUCAUCAUUAGCAUCAUCAAUACAUCAAGAUGAAUUUCUUACAUUACAAAUAAAUCAAAAUGAAAAUGGUUUACCGACAAGUUAUAAUGUUGAGAUUAAACCAUCAUCGUCAUCAUCAUCAUCAUCAACAAAUCAUAUGGGCCAUAAUAAUAAUCAUCAAUCAAUGAAUCAAUAUCAUCAUCAUCAGCAACCAUCGAUUGAUUCACCACCACCACCACCACCAUCAGCUGCAACAAUUUCAUCAACAUUUGUACGACAAUUUAAACAUCAAACAUUUCAAUCUGAAAGUCCUAAACAUGUUUCAUCAUUUUCACGUUUAUCACAACAACAUCAACAAGGAUCACCAUCAAUGACAGCAACAGCAGCAACAACAACGACAACAACAACACAGCAACAAUCAUCAUCAACAUCGCCUAAAUUAUAUUCAUCACCAAAUAUUUCACCAAAUAAACAAAUAAUACGAUCAAAAAUUCUAAAAGAAUCGCCUAGAAAAUCAAGUGUUUCAUAUUGUUCAAAUGAAUUUACUAAAAAAAGUUUUGUUGGUGAAACACCAACAUCAACGAUCUGUGAUAUUGUUGAAACUACUAUUGGUGCACCAUCUGUUGGCCGUGGUGAUAGUAAUGAUGAUUCCAAUUGUAAUGAUAAUGUUGCAUCGAAACAAACAUCAACAACUUAUUUGGUUAAAUAUAAAACCUGUGUGAAUGAAGCUCUUUGUACAUCGGAUUGUAAUGCAGCUACAGCAACGAUAUCUUCAAAUAUUAAUGGUAUUGGUAAUGGUAAUAGCCGAUCAAUUGAAUGGUUAACGGAUGGCAAUCAUUCAUCGAUUCGACAUAAUCAUCAUCAUCAUCAUCAUCAUCAGACCACCAUACCAUAUGUUCCAUCACAAUCAUUUCAAACUUAUCAUAUUUAUGAUGAUACUGAUCUUGUUACUAUGAAAACUAAUCUAGAUGAAUCCAAGCAACAACAACAACAACAACAAUCGGGAAUUGUUCGUAAAUCAAAAAAUCCAAAAGAUGAUCCAGAUCUAAUUGAGGAUGAUUCCACUGAUCAUUAUAUACGUAAUGUUGAACAAGUUGUAAAAUCAUUGAGUGAAAAAUUACAGCUACAACAGCAGCAGCAGCAACAACAACAAUUACAAAAUGAUGAAAAUGGUCAUCAUCUGAUUUCCAAUCAUCAUAAUAAUAAUCAAUAUCAUCCAUCAUCAAUUGAUCAUGGACGAAAUUUAUCAUUCCGUAGCAAUUCAUUAUCAUAUGAUGGUGAUGAUUAUCGAUCAACAACUGCAUCAUCAUUAUCAACCUUACAAUUACAACAGACACCAUCACGGCGAUUCAUUAUGAAUGGGAUCGAUAAUAAUCAAAAUAAUCGAUCAACAGGUGAACAAAGACGACGAAAUAUGUCCAUUACAAGUUUGAUUUCAUUACAACAACAACAACAACAACCGAAUACAAUGGAUAGAUUACGAUCAUUGAUUUCAAGAUCAAAUCAUCAUCAAAAUCGGAAUGAUAAUAAUAAUAAUUUAUUAAUAAAUAAAAAUCGUAGUCUGCCAGCAUCACCAUUAAUGAAUACGAAUCGUAAAGAAAUGAAUUUAAAUUUACAGACAACCAGUUCAUCCAUUACCACCACCACAGCAACAAGACAACGGUCAUCAAAUGGGCGGCAUUUUUUUCAUAGUCCAAAAGUUGUACGAAAAUUACGAAGAAAAUUAAGCUAUCUGGAUUGUAGUUCCGAAGAUGAUGAAAAUAAUACCAGUGAUGAUGAUGAUGAUUUAGAAAAUCAAAUUGGAUCAUCAUCAUCAUCGCCAUCAAUAAUUAUGGAUAGAAAUAAUGGAUCGAAAUCAAUUAAAAUGGAAAAGAAAAAAAUAAAAAAUGAAAAAUAUCGACGCCAAAAAUAUGGUGAUGAUGAUGAUGAUGAUGAUAAUGAAAAAAGUAAACGAUUUGUAUUGCAUAAUAAAGCACCACUUUGGAAUGAAAUAUCGCAGGUAUAUCAAUUAGAUUUUGGUGGACGUGUUACACAAGAAUCGGCAAAAAAUUUUCAAAUUGAAUAUCAAGGUCGACAGGUGAUGCAAUUUGGCCGUAUCGAUACAAAUGCCUAUACAUUGGAUUUUGAAUAUCCAUUUUCAGCUGUACAAGCUAUGGCUGUUGCAUUGGCCAAUGUUACACAAAGACUUAAAUGAAAACAAACAAAAAAAAAUUCCAAUUCCAAUUCUUGAUCAAUCAAUUUCUGUUUUAUUUUUUUUUUUUUUUGGUGUGUUUGCACGCAUGCGCGCUUGUGUCUUAUUUCAUUUCAUUUCAUUUCAUUUUAUUUUUUUUUUUUUUUGUUGUUGUUGUUUGUUGUUGUUUGUCUAUUUUUCUCUCUCUCUUUCUUCCACAUGAAUGAUAUAAAUAACCAAAUUCUAGUCUAAUUAUUCAAAAAAAAAAAAAAAAAAAAUUUUUUAGCAAAAUGAAUCCAUAUAUAUAAUAUUCAACACAACGGAAAACAAAACAAUCAAAUGUGUCAAUGUCAAUCAAUUGCCUAUAGAGCGAAAACACAAAAUUUAUUAUAUUAUUUUUUUUUUGUAAAAAAAAA
Dermatophagoides farinae (American house dust mite) is the source of this 2730-nucleotide messenger RNA. The record is from RefSeq and is a predicted model, not a curated record. Lineage: Eukaryota; Metazoa; Arthropoda; Arachnida; Sarcoptiformes; Pyroglyphidae.